GUUCCAGAUUCGGUCAAAGACUACACGCUCAGACGGAGAAGGGAUCAGAUAAAAGCAAGUGUACAGAACCUGGAGGUUGAGAGGAACUCGCGGCUUGCCCCGGAUCGGCGAUUUACCCACACCGAAAAUCGCACCCAAAGGAUCCCUGUCGAAGCGAAAGACGAGGGGCACUAAAAAAAUUUAAGCUGUCUUGCGAGCUUUCACUUCGUCCUCACACCCUGUUCUUCACGCCUCUCACCCUCCUUUACAAUUAAAAUCACUUCCGAGAAGUCCAAUAAUUAUCUGCAAGAAUGGCUGUCAACGGUGACCACAAGACCUAUGCUCUCUCUGAGUCUCACAAGGAUCUCUUGGAGAAGUCCCUUUUGGAGACUGACCCAGAGAUCGCAGAGAUUAUGAAACUCGAGAUUCAACGUCAACGAGAAUCCAUUAUCCUGAUCGCCUCCGAAAAUGUUACCUCCCGCGCUGUUUUCGAUGCAUUGGGAUCGCCAAUGUCCAAUAAAUACUCCGAGGGCUACCCAGGUGCUAGAUACUACGGUGGAAAUCAACACAUUGACUCAAUUGAGUUGACCUGCCAAGCUCGUGCCCUGAAAGCUUUCAACCUCGACUCUGACAAAUGGGGCGUCAAUGUUCAGUGCUUGAGUGGCAGCCCUGCCAAUCUGCAAGUCUAUCAGGCUAUCAUGAGACCUCAUGAGAGACUAAUGGGUCUUGACUUGCCACACGGUGGCCAUUUGAGCCACGGCUACCAAACUCCUCAGCGAAAGAUCUCCGCGGUCUCGACUUACUUCGAAACCUUCCCAUACCGAGUCAAUCUCGAGACUGGUAUUAUCGAUUAUGACAAACUUGAGGAGAAUGCACUUAUGUACAGACCCAAGGUUCUCGUUGCAGGAACAUCCGCAUACUGUCGAUUGAUCGACUAUGCUCGUAUGCGUCAAAUUGCCGAUCUUGUUGGAGCAUACCUUGUUGUCGACAUGGCUCACAUCUCUGGUCUCAUUGCUGCUGGUGUUAUUCCAAGUCCUUUCGAGCAUGCUGAUAUCGUUACCACUACAACCCACAAAUCUCUUCGUGGUCCUCGUGGUGCCAUGAUCUUCUUCCGUAAGGGUGUCCGCAAGACUGAUGCAAAGACCGGCAAGGAGACACUCUAUGAUCUUGAGGGCCCAAUCAACUUUUCCGUCUUCCCCGGCCACCAAGGUGGACCCCACAACCACACCAUUACCGCUCUCGCGGUCGCCUUGAAGCAAGCAACUACUCCUGAGUUCAAGCAAUAUCAAGAGCAAGUCGUCAAGAACGCCAAGGCUCUUGAGAUCGAGCUCAAGAAGCUCGGUUACAAGCUCGUGGCUGACGGUACUGACUCUCACAUGGUUCUCCUUGAUCUCCGACCCCAAGCACUCGAUGGUGCUCGUAUCGAGGCUGUCUUGGAGCAAGUCAACAUUGCUUGCAACAAGAACGCCAUCCCGGGCGACAAGUCUGCUCUGAGCCCCGGUGGUCUCCGUAUCGGAACCCCGGCUAUGACCAGCCGUGGUUUCGGCGAAGAGGACUUCAACAGAGUCGCAAGCUACAUUGAUCAAUGUAUCAAGAUCUGCAAGGAAGUCCAAGGCGCCCUUCCCAAGCCAGACAACAAGCUUAAGGACUUCAAAGCCAAGGUUGCUGGUGGUGAGAUUGAGAAGAUCAAUGCUAUGAGAAAGGAGAUCUCCAGCUGGGCUUCCACCUUCCCUCUUCCAGUUGAGGGAUGGAGAAUGGACUAA
This is a messenger RNA of Mollisia scopiformis, 1742 nucleotides long. Its product is annotated as cytosolic putative serine hydroxymethyltransferase. The transcript is spliced from 4 exons. Gene Ontology annotation, molecular function: cobalt ion binding; pyridoxal phosphate binding; zinc ion binding. Bases 291 to 1742 code for a protein of 483 amino acids. Gene Ontology annotation, biological process: L-serine catabolic process; tetrahydrofolate interconversion; folic acid metabolic process. Lineage: Eukaryota; Fungi; Ascomycota; Leotiomycetes; Helotiales; Mollisiaceae. The record is from RefSeq and is a predicted model, not a curated record. Gene Ontology annotation, cellular component: cytoplasm.